UGUUGGAAUUGCGGAACCUAUGAAAGUUCCAAAUCAACUCUAACAGUUGAUCAUGAUCUGAUUGAUGCUAAUCCAAACAUUAGUUAUCGUGAUCUGCAGAGAGCUCUGCAAUUCAAUUUUUGCUCUGAAAUUGUUACAUGCACGAGAAUUAAUGACAAAACUGCUGAACCAUGCUAUGGCAAUGUAAUGGUACGACCUAAAGCUAUUGGUGAUUUUAUAUUUAUCGAAUUGGAUAUACCCAACCGGAACGAUGGAACCGUUGUGGAGUGCCAGUUAGCAGUCAUGCCAAAAUCGCUGGAUUUACUGGAUGCUCAAUUUAGACUUGCUGGUAUGAUCUCAUCGAGUACAAGCCAUCAUACCAGCUAUUGUUGGCGACCGAAUAACAAUUGGGAGUUUUGCGAUAAUCGAGCAUCGAGUGUAGCCUUUGCAGGUCAGAGGACGAAAAUAAAGGCUAGUGCUGCUAUUUAUGUGAAAAUUCUCCCCAACGAUGAACAUGAGCCAAAGAAAAAUGUAAUUCACGCAGAGAAUCAAUUCCAAUCCUCCCCCAGGCUAUCAGCAACUCCUCCAAGGAUUUCUGUCAUAUCCUGUACAUCUUCUCCUCCAACGAUUGAUCUUGAAUCACCGCAUAAUUCCGGAAAGCUCAAUCAAUCAUGUUUACUGCCACAAUAUAAACAUUCUGAGGACUUACGAACGACAAAAAGAGACUCUGACACGUUUUCGCGAGACAAUUGGCGAAACAAAGGUAGUCCAGACCUCUACUGGGUUGAAGAGACUGAUGAAUCGACGCUCAUCAUCAACGAUGAUGGAGAAUCGUUUCUCAACAUUCCUUCUAAAACUGAGACAGCUGAGGGAUACACCAAUCGAAUUCUGUCUCCGAGUGGAACUAUGCCUGAUGCUAAUGAAGUGAAUGAGAAUUCUCUCUGUUUAACCAACACUUCUAUUGUUGACUCAAUCACUCAUAUUUUAUUGAUCGCGGCACUAGAUGAUCCUCAUUAUUUACAAUCCAUUGAAGGAUCGCCUGAUAAGUUGCUCCGUUUUAUUGUCUCUCUGAAAGAUCAGUCAUUGAAUGAUGCUAUUCAUGCAGAUAAAACUGAUCUCUUCAUGUCUUUAUUUUCUAGAAAGAUCCAAUUAUCAGAAAAUGGCAUGUGCAUACUGGAUCCUCAUGAUUCAGUCAGUAAUCUGUGGGAAGAGGCCUUAUUAAAUGCUCCUAGCGUUUAUAAAUUCUUCGAGUGUCAAACGUGUGGUCCUUAUGUCGUUCCUGUUUGGACCAUAAAUAUUGAUUGUGAACUUAUAUAUAGACAGAAUUUCAGUGUCUUACAACAGGCACUUAAAUUCUAUCCGACAUUGAAAAAAGUCCCCUGUAUUUUCGAGGGUUGUGAACAAUUGUGUUCAAUCAAAUGCAGUGCCAACUUUCACAUAUUCAUUGAUCUAGAAAUGAAAAUCAGAGGACGUUCUCAGAAGACAGUCCAAUGCAAGCUGGGAGAGAUACCAAAGACAUUACACCUUGACAUGGAGUAUAGACUGGCUGGAGUGAUUGCUCACGCAGAAGCAGGAUUUGUGGCAUAUUGUUAUCGUGUUAAUGAAUCGACUGCACGGUGGGAAUUGUAUGGUAGCUGUCCGAAAAAAAAUCAUCCUGCUGAUCCUCAUGACGUGGUCGAACCUCAUGGAGCUAUUUACCUGAUUAAUUAUUCAUUCAGUGGGGAAUGAGAUAUUUUAAGUUUGGGUGUUAUCGAUGCAAACGGAUGUAUUAUGUGCCUGCAAUCGUUAAAUAAUAAACAAUAUAUCAAGAUAUUUUCAAAAAAAAAAAAAUUUAGGAAAAGUUUCGUGUUCCAUACACAAAUUUCAUCUUUUAUUUGCACUUUUUACAAUAAAUUUAUCUUAAAAUUUGAA
Fopius arisanus is the source of this 1890-nucleotide messenger RNA. RefSeq lists its product as uncharacterized. NCBI's taxonomy places the organism in Eukaryota, Metazoa, Arthropoda, Insecta, Hymenoptera, Braconidae. Bases 187 to 1707 code for a protein of 506 amino acids. The transcript is spliced from 2 exons. The record is from RefSeq and is a predicted model, not a curated record.